Porites lobata is the source of this 363-nucleotide messenger RNA. The record is from the annotation of a GenBank genome assembly. Lineage: Eukaryota; Metazoa; Cnidaria; Anthozoa; Scleractinia; Poritidae.
AUGCCCCCAAAAGCUGGUGCGAAGAAAGCUAGUAAAGCUGGAAAGAGAGCUUCGGGUGACAAGAAGAAGAGGUCCAAAAGACGAAAGGAGAGCUACUCAAUUUACAUCUACAAAGUUCUCCGACAGGUUCAUCCUGAUACCGGCAUCUCAAGCAAGGCCAUGGGCAUCAUGAACUCAUUUGUAAAUGAUGUUUUCGAGCGAGUUGCCGGGGAAGCCUCUCGUCUAGCUCACUACAAUAAGAGAAAUACCAUCAGUUCUCGUGAAAUUCAGACGGCGGUACGACUUCUUUUGCCCGGUGAACUGUCCAAGCAUGCUGUGAGCGAGGGAACGAAGGCCGUGACCAAGUACACCAGUAGCAAGUAG